This is a messenger RNA of Salvelinus namaycush (lake trout), 7804 nucleotides long. Its product is annotated as FH1/FH2 domain-containing protein 3-like. Gene Ontology annotation, cellular component: cytoplasm; cytoskeleton. The transcript has 25 exons. NCBI's taxonomy places the organism in Eukaryota, Metazoa, Chordata, Actinopteri, Salmoniformes, Salmonidae. The record is from RefSeq and is a predicted model, not a curated record. The annotation marks the transcript as partial. Gene Ontology annotation, biological process: cortical actin cytoskeleton organization; cardiac myofibril assembly; actin filament network formation. Gene Ontology annotation, molecular function: actin filament binding.
UUAGAGAAACUCUACAACUCAAAUGGACGAGAGCUGAGGAGAGCCCUGUUUUCCCUCAAGCAGAUCUUUCAGGAUGACAAGGACCUGGUCCAUGAGUUUGUGGUGUCUGAAGGACUGACAUGUCUAAUCAAGGUCGGGGCUGAAGCAGACCAGAACUACCAGAAUUACAUCCUCAGGGCUCUGGGACAGAUCAUGCUGUAUGUGGAUGGAAUGAACGGCCUCAUAAGUCACAACGAAACCGUCCAAUGGCUUUACACACUCGUUGGAUCCAAGUUCCGUCUGGUAGUGAAGACAGCUCUGAAACUGUUACUGGUGUUUGUGGAGUACACUGAACCCAACACUGCCCUGCUCAUCCAUGCUGUCAACACCGUGGACACCAAGAGAGGCUGUAAGCUGUGGUCCAAUGCCAUGGAGAUUCUGGAGGAGAAGGAUGGGGUGGACACAGAGCUGCUGGUGUAUGCCAUGACCCUCAUCAACAAGACUCUAGCGGGCCUGCCUGACCAGGACUCAUUCUAUGACGUGGUGGACUGUUUGGAGGAGCAGGGCAUGGAGGCCAUGUCUCAGAGACACCGUAGCAGGAAGGGAACAGACCUGGACCUCAUGGAGCAGUUUAACAUUUACGAGACUGCUCUGCGCCACGAGGACGGGGACGACGAGAGCCAGCCGCCUACCGUGGGUCGGAAGAACCGGCGGCGUGCCAGCGUGGGGGGCACCAACGACCGGCGAGGCCUGGAGAGGAGACGCAGCCGGAGACACUCCCUCCAGAAUGGGAGAGGCCUCACCUCGGCCCCCGCUUCUCCCAGCAGCCCUCACUCUCACGGGGGACACAACGGUAGCUUUCUGCCCUUCGGAGGUCAGGGCAUCGACGACGUUAGCGAAAGAAACACUGGCUCUAACCCCCAGGAUGUCUCUCCCAGUCCCAGAUCUACUUCCCUGGUCAUAGCUCUGGGCUGGGGGAGACUGCCAGGCACUGCCCACCCUCUGGGCCAACAGCACAGCACCUCUGUACCCUCCUCUUCCUCCCUCUCCUGCUCCUCCUCCCCCUCGAGGGGACGUAGUCAGUCCUACCUCCAACCGCCCAAGCCCCUCCCCCACCCCCUCCCACUCCCCCCUGACGUGGACCUGAGCCAGGUGUCUGCCUCUGCUGGGGCCGAGGAGUGUGUUGAGAGGGGCGUGGCCAGACAACAGCGCUACAGCCGACACAUAGGCCACGUCAUGGCGCUCCCUGGCAGGUCCCAGGGUGUAGCCAGCGCCCCCACCACCCCUGUACACCGCUCCCAGGGUGUUGCCAGCGCCCCCACCACCCCUGUACACCGCACCUUUGCCACCUCAGGGGCCCCACAGCUGGACUCCAAGCCUGACAGACCUUCUCUGGGGAGCUUGUUGUCCUCCUCCUACAGACAACACCAGGAGUCUCUGACUGCAGAGAGAGAGAGGAGGAGACAAGAGAGGGAGGAACGACUGCAGAAAAUCGAGAGGGAGGAGAGGACCCGCUUCAAAUAUAAGUGUGUUGAGAGGCUCGCAGCAGAGGAGUAUGAGAAAGAGAGAGAGCGCGCGAGAGCGCCACCUAGGGGGCGCACAGAGAUCACCCUGAGUCUGAGCCCCACCCCCUCCAGUCGCUCCGCCUCCCCCCGCUGUGCCACGCCCUCCUCCAUCGCCUCUCCGGAAGACGCUGGCCCCAUUCCAUCCCAGACAUCCCAGACGCAGGGAAGUGAAGUAGACGUAGAGCCAAGCCGUGACCUUCAGACUAGAACUACAAGUCCAGCGCCAGAGUUAAUAGUAUCAGGACCUUCUCCAGAACCCACAGAGCCCCCCUCCCAAACCCCCUCGGCGCCAGGCGAGGAGCAGGCAGAGACAGAGACGCAGACAGAGAAGCAGGAAGUAGCUGAAGUUGAGCCCAAGCAGGAAGUACUAGAGCUAGUGGAGUCAGCGGUAGAUGAACAGACACAGGGUAAAGAGCAGGAAGAAAGGGAGGAGGAGGAGGUGGAGGAGGAGGGAAAGAGGGAGCAGGCUGCGUCGGAGGAGAGGGAGGUGGAGGAGAGACUGGUCCUCCUCAGUGAGAAGGAGAGGCAGAACGAGGAAGUGAAUGAGAAGGACAACUGUUCUGCCUCCAGUAUCUCCUCAGCCAGUAGCACUCUGGAGAGAGAGGAGAGGGAGGAGAAAGUCAACAGCAACCAUGAACCAGGUACCAGCUGCCCACCAUGCAUUAAGGAGGAAGACGUGAAUGGGCAGUGCAGCAAGAUCCUCAACAGCAAGCGCUUCAUGCUGGACAUGCUCUAUGCCCAGAACAAGACCACUGCCGACGAGGACGAAGAGAAGGCGGGAGAGACGGAACAGACUGAGAAAUGCAAAGAGGGGAUGGAGACGUCAUCACUGGAGGGUCAGGACGGGUCGUCGGUGGCCAGCCUAGCCAGUCGUAUCUCUACACUUGAGGCCAGCAGGCAGGCCUGCGAGGAGAAUGUCAAGAAGAUGGAGGUGCAACACCUGGAGAACCAGGGGAGCGUCAGGGCCGUGGCCGAGAAAUUUGGAGACCUUCAGCAGGGGCAGCUUCAACCUGAUAAAGACAAAGCUCCUCCGGCCCCGUCCUCCUCUCCCCUACCUCCGAAGAAGGAGUCAGAUUAUAUCUGGGACCAACUGAUGGCAGCCCCCAGGGAGCUGCGUAUUAAAGAGAUGGACUUUACAGACCUGGCAGACGAGGAUGAUCUGGACAUCCUAGACGUGGACAGUGUGCUGAUGGGCUCCAGUGACCUGAUGAUCCCUCCCCCUCCUCCCUGUCUCUCCGCCCUGCCCCCUCCCCCUCCCCUGGGCCUGUUUGGCUGCCCCCCACCCCCUCCUGUCCCUGGCAUGAUGCCCCCUCCCCCGCCCUUCAUGCCCCCCGGACCCGCCCAGCCCUACCCGGGGUCCCCCCAGCUGAGCCGGGGGACAGGGGAGCCCCCUCUGUUCCAGAAAAAGAAGAAGACUAUCCGUCUCUUCUGGAACGAGGUAAGGCCCAUGGACGGCCAGUACAGGAACCACAAGCGUUGUAGAGAGUCUCUCUGGUCCAAACUGGAGCCGGUCAAAGUGGACACGUCCAAGCUGGAACACCUGUUUGAAACAAAGUCCAAGGAGCUGCCUGUUACCAAGAAAACAGCAGUGGAUGGGAAACGACAAGAGAUUAUUGUCCUGGACUCCAAACGGAGCAAUGCCAUCAACAUCGGGCUGACCGUCCUCCCCCCUCCCCGCACCAUCAAGACAGCCAUCCUCAACUUUGACGAGUACGCUUUGAACAAGGAGGGGAUCGAGAAAAUCCUGACGAUGAUCCCCACGGAGGAGGAGAAGCAGAGGAUCCAGGAUGCUCAGCUGGUGAACCCUGACGUCCCCCUGGGAUCAGCAGAGCAGUUCCUCCUCACCCUGUCCUCCAUCACGGAGCUGUCCGCCCGGCUGCAGCUCUGGGCCUUCAAGAUGGACUACGAGGUCACGGAGAAGGAAGUGGCAGAGCCUCUGCAGGACCUUAAGGAAGGGAUGGACCAACUGGAGAAGAACAAGACGCUGCGUUACAUCCUGUCCACGCUGCUGGCUAUAGGCAACUUCCUUAACGGAUCCAACGCGAAGGGCUUUGAGCUGGGUUACCUGGAGAAGGUUCCGGAGGUAAAGGACACGGUUCAUAAGCAGUCUCUACUGCACCAUGCCUGUUCCAUUGUGGUGGAGAAGUUUCCAGACAGCUCAGACCUGUACUCUGAGAUAGGAGCCAUCACCCGCUCGGCUAAGGUGGACUUCGACCAGCUCCAAGACAACCUGAGCCAGAUGGAGCGACGCUGCAAAGCAUCGUGGGACAACCUCAAGGUCAUCGCCAAGCACGAGAUGAAGCCUGCGCUCAAACAGAAGAUGUCUGACUUCCUAAAGGACUGUGCAGAGAGAAUCAUCAUAUUGAAGAUAGUCCAUCGGAGAAUUAUCAACCGGUUCCAUGCCUUCCUGUUGUUCCUGGGCCAUCCAGCAUACGCUGUGCGGGAGGUCAGCAUCCACCGCUUCAGUAAGAUCCUCAGUGAGUUUGCCCUGGAGUACCGGACCACGCGGGAACGCGUCCUGCAACAGAAACAGAAGAGGGCCAACCACAGAGAGAGGAACAAGACCAGAGGAAAGAUGAUCACAGAUAGUGAGGAUGAAGAGGAUGGUGAGGAUGGAAAGUUUGGCGGUAGCGCCCCGGGGCCUGUAAGCCAGGAGGGCGUGCUGACGCAGGGUCUGCAGUACGCAGAGGAUGCAGCGGAGCAUGAGAACAUGAAGGCAGUGCUGAAGAGCAGUUUGCAGGGCUGCAGUGACAGUGGAGCGUCCACCGUGCCAGGCCUACGUACACGCACCAGAGCCAGCAGACCAGGCCGUGUGGGUCCUUGGGGCUCAUCAGUGAUUGAAGACCCACCUAAUUGCACAGACGCUGCAGAUGAGAUCAUGGAGCGCAUCGUCAGGUCAGCCACUCAGGGGCCCAGGACACGGACAGAGCCUCGCGAGAGGAAGAGGUCCAGAGCCAACCGCAAGUCACUGAGAAGAACACUGAAAAGCGGUCUGACGCCAGAGGAGGCCAAUGCCUUGGGGUUGUCCAGUGGUUCAGAGAUGGCUGUGUGACAGGAAGAGAAGUAGAGCUGGAUCCGGCAGCACAGCACACACAGACACCUGGGAAACCCUCUUACCGCCCUUCACUGACCCCUGACCUCUAACCCCUGCUCAUCCAGCCAGCCCGUCAACCGCUGCACCAUAGCUUAGCUUGGUAUUUCCCCUGGUUCAGCUUUAUGAUGACUGUAGCUCACCUUUCUGUCUGUGGUUUGUGCAGGUAGCUGUGACACAGUGUGUCACCUGGUUAAGAUGGUAAACAAUGUUCAGGAAGAGACCAUGAGGAAUAUGGUCCUCACCCAGGAUAAUAGAUGGUUUUCAGUGGAACAAAGUGGUAUUGGUAUAGGGGCAGGUGAAGGGGUUCAGUGAUCCAGCUGACCCAGCUCCACACACACACACUCAGGUAAAGUUCAGCAUCCAAACCACUACACUAUGCUGCUGUGCCGACUUGAGUGUUUCUUAAUCGUGUUGUUCCAAUCAGUUGUUUCUCCUAACCUUUGAAUAUGAGGCUGAGGCCUUUGAGGAACAGCUCCCAUCCCAACUGUAAGUCUUAAUCACUUGAUGAAGCCUCUCAGUUGUAUUUCCUUGAUUCCUCGUGUCUUCUAUCCUCACCUGUCUAUACAAGGCAUUGGAGGACUAGAUCUGAGGUUCCUCCUCCCUAACCUUUUCCUCAAUUGAGAUUCACCCUAUGACUGAACGAUACAAACUGAGACUAACCUACACAGAAGACCUUUAGCCUCAGGACUUCUAAAGGGAGGGACAUGCGAGUGCUUGAAUCACUGUGGACUUGUGUCUGAACCAAAAAGGCCUCGGAGUUGAAUAGUAAAGAAGUUAGCAUUGACGCUAAAGAAGUUAGCAUUGAUGUUAAAGACGUUAGCAUUGAUGUUAAAGACAUUAGCAUUGAUGCUAUCUAUCCCCACUUAUGAUGAGCAUGUGUGUUGGGCUUGGUGUCAGACAGUAUUUUUAGUUCGAACAAUUUUUGUCUAUAUAAAAAAAUGGCUGUGUCCACAGGCUGAUUUGUUCUACUAUACUACUGUGGUAGUUUUUUUGGUUUUAAAAUACUUUAAUACGUGAGAAAAAGGUGCUCAGAGAAGGAAUAUUUGCACUGGAUGUAGAAGUUGGAUAUUUAGAGGAAAGGAAGGUGAAAUCCUUGACACACACUGAUGUACCAAUUAGAUAUCAGAUGAAUUAAAGAAUUCACCAGAUAGAACCAGUAAUGAGACAGUAGCACAACUGAUUAUACGCUCUAAUUUUGGAGGAAAAGUGAACAGAUUCCUUUGACUUUUGCAAACUAAAAUGUUUCCAAUUUUGCAUGUUGUUGAUUCAGUUGGAUUUGAUACAGAUGGAACAAAGUGGAAUUCCAAGAGGACACACCAUGAUGUGUUAAGAGGGAAGGUAUAAUUUACUACAUACAAUUGAAUUACUGGAUUCCACUUUUAAAAAACACAUAGCAUAUCAGAGUCAUCAACUUUGGUGAGAACAGUCUGUGAGCUGACAAGUGUACAGAAGGGACGAUGCUACUGGGUCCAGACAGACUGACGUCUGUCAAUCACGCGAAGCGAAUGUUCCAGCUUUAACCUAUAGGCCUACCUACAACAUACAUGUUCCAGCUUUAACCUAUAGGCCUGCCUAGUACCUACAAUUGCACACGUGUUGCAUGCAUGACACCAGUGUUACGCAAGCUCCUGCUGUUCGCUGCAAAGCCUUUCUUCUAUGGUUGAGACACACUUAUUGUGGAGUGUUAGAACUGACUGGGAGAUAUAUUUACACUAGUUACACGUACGUACUCUCUCUCUACUCUCUGUGUCAAAGAGUUAGGCAACAUUUAAGAUUUUGUUUUCAAGUAAGAGAUGAAUAAUAGGUUAUUAUAGAAAAACGAUAUGAGCUUCAACUGAAUGAGUGCCUUUUAUAGACAAGUCUAUUUAUUCAGUCAUGUUCAGGGAGAUAUUUGUUACAGAAAAUGUUACUGUGUGUAAUGAAAGGACUUCCUCCUUAGGUCAAUUCAACAGCUGUGACUUCCUGUUUUCAUUCUUUCCUAGAUGAAUACAUUUCAGUACUAUGUUCCAUGGCUUUAUGUCUUGGAAACAGUUCUCCUCUUCCUUUUGAGCAUUGCGGUUUUAUUUUGAAUCACAACUAAACUAGGGUUAUAGCUGAUUGUCUAACGACAAUAUUUCCAUUUUAGCAGUUUUGUCACAAAAAAUGUUCUACAAAAAGAUAUUAGUUGUUUCCAUUUGCCUUAAUGUAGAAUUAGGGCAUAUAGUAUAUCUGAACUUUCCUACACUGUUGACUUUUAUUGAGGUGUAGUGGUUACAGUCAGCUAGCUAGCUAGUUUUUUAAAGUGCAUAAUUCCAGUUUACAUUUGGAAUUGUGUAGAGAGUUGUAUGAUGAUUCUACACAGUCACAAACAUUCACUGUGAUGGAAACAGCCAUUGUCGACUAAACAUGAAAGAAUAUAUGCUUGCAGCAACACAAGCCACAACAUAACAGUCACACACCUAUAUGUCUUUCUCAUGGAGAACUUACAAUUUGGUAUGAAACUAUCCAGCACCUUAUACACCAUUUGUAGCAUGCAUCUUUUACUGAGGACAACCAGAACAUUAACAGUGACAAAGUAUAUUCUUUCAGCCUUUUUCUCAGAUGGUCAUUUUGAGUAUUGUAACUCUGAGUACAUGUAAAGUAAUAAUGGGGGAAGAAUGCUGUAAAAUUAUGUAAAAGUCACAACGAUGUGUUUUAUGUCUUUCAAUUGUUGGUAUUUUGUAUAGAAUAGUGUAUUAUAGGUUAAACAAAGCAGUGUUAUUCUAUGGAAAUUGUAAUUUAAGUGAAAACCAAACCAUGCAUGGUUUAAAAAAAAUGUCUACAGAUGUGGCGUGUUAUGGAUAAAGGGAGAUUGAUUUGAUUUGAAUGCUCAGAGGCUUAGCAUUUGUUAUGUUUGAUUGUUUUUCCUCUGCACAUGACUUGAAACACAUUAGGAUAGACGGAGAGGUCGAUGUAACCAGCUAGGGCUGGAUUCAAUCUGUAUCGCUGAAGUUCAGCGUUUUAGCGUGAUUGAAAAUGUUCCUGCAUUAGCAUAGACUGCAUUCAUGGUAAACACUGCAUAUGUCGGCUCAAUCUGAAAUGACGCAAUCUGUAACGCUUCAGCCCCUAGUACUCCUAUGGAACCUUCAGCAGCCUUUCAUUACAUUGCACUCAAUAAAACAUGGUUUGUGUCCCAAAUGGCACCCCA